Molecule: messenger RNA, 831 nt
Organism: Quercus lobata
Lineage: Eukaryota; Viridiplantae; Streptophyta; Magnoliopsida; Fagales; Fagaceae
Exons: 1
Coding region: 1-831 (276 amino acids)
Molecular function (GO): catalytic activity
Source: RefSeq, a predicted model, not a curated record
AUGAAUUUUAUUAUUUGGAACAGUAGAGGUGCCCUGAAGCCUAAUUUUCAGGGACAUAUCCGUAAUUUAGUCCAAGAGCAUAAUCCGGCCAUCCUUAUGGUUAUGGAGACAAAAUUGGGAGGUGAUAGAGCUAAGGCAAUGACUGACAGGAUGCCUUUUGAUGGUGCCAUUCACACAAAUACCAUCGGAUACUUUGGUGGUUUGUGGCUUCUUUGGAAUUCUGAUUUUGUGGAGGUGGAACUGCUUGCGAAGACAGAGCAGGAAAUUCACAUUGAAGUUCAGGUACGAAACUCUAGACUCAAUUGGUUAUUUUCUACUAUCUAUGCCAGCCCUAGGAGUGAGGAAAGAAGUAUUUCAUGGGAUAAUUUAGCUAAAGUUGCAGAAUUACAUAAGUUGUCGUGGGUUAUGGCUGGAGAUUUUAAUGAGCCGUUAAUUGAUGAGGACAAAUUUGGGGGUAGAGGUGUUAACAUCAAUCGUUCUCUGGCUUUUAAAGAUUGCCUUGAUAGAUGUAGUAUGGUGGAUAUGGGUUUUUUGGGUCCUAGAUAUACUUGGACCAACAAGAGAGACAUCAGUAAUUUGAUUCUUGAAAGGAUUGACAGAUUUUUCAUGAACCCAGAGUGGUGCGUCAUGUAUCCUAAUGCUAGAGUAACCCACCUCCCUAGGUGUCACUCUGAUCAUUGCCAUGUUCUCAUGGAAGCUCUACCAGUCAGUACAGUCAAGCUUAACAGGCCGUUUAGGUUUCAAGAAUUUUGGCCUUCCGACAUAUCCUUUCCCACCAUUGUGUCCAAAGCUUGGAAUGGAAAUAGGGAGUUAGAGGAGUCCAUUGAUUAG